AUGGCAUCUAGGGACUCGGCAAUAGGAAUGACUUUUCUGACUCAGACAGUCACUGGGAUCCUAGCUAAUGUUGUCCUUCUUUUCCAUUAUCUCUCUCUCUGCUUCACUGGAUACAAGUUAAGGCCAACAGAUCUAAUAGCUGAGCACUUGACUAUAGCAAACACGGUGAUCAUGCUGUCUAAGAGAGUCUCACAGACAGUGCAAUCAUUUGGGAUAAAGUAUUUCGCUCAGGGUAUUAGAUGCCUGCUUCCUUUGUGUGUCUACAGAGUGGCCAGAGCUGUGUCAGUCAGUACAACCUGCCUCCUGAGCGUCUUUCAGACCGUGAAGAUCAGCCCCAUGAGCUCCAGCCGGAAGCAGCUUAAAGCUAACCUUCCCAAGCACAUUGGCUUGUCUAUUUUCCUCAGUUGGAGGCUCAAUAUGUUGGUAAAUUGUUUUUUUCCCUUUUAUAGCAUCAACAAAUAUAGCAGCAAAAACAUCACAAAGGAAAAAAAAGGAUUCUGUUCUGCUGUCUUUAGAGACAAAAUCGUAGAUGUAUUGUAUACAACAUUAGUGUUAUUCCCUGAAGUUUCAUGCUCUGGACUCAUGAUCUGGUCCAGCGGCUCCAUGAUUUUCAUCCUGCACAGGCACAAGCAGCAGGUCCAACACAUCCGAAGCACAACUGUUUCCCAUAAAUCAUCCCCUGAGUCCAGGGCCACCCAAAGUGUCCUUGUCCUUGUGUGCAGCUUUGUGUGUUUUUACACCCUCUCCUCCUUCUUUUAUGCUUAUCUUGCACAUUUCAAUAUUCCUAAUAGUUGGCUCAUGAACACCUCUGAUCUGAUUUCCACCUGCUUCCCUGCUGUCAGCCCUUUCAUUCUAAUGAGCUGCAACUCCACUGCGUCCAGACUCUGGUUCAAAUUGUUAAAUGUUUUCAGAAGCAUAUAA
Messenger RNA from Chinchilla lanigera (long-tailed chinchilla), 921 nucleotides. RefSeq names its product vomeronasal type-1 receptor 4-like. Gene Ontology annotation, cellular component: membrane. The coding region runs from base 1 to 921 and encodes 306 amino acids. Gene Ontology annotation, molecular function: pheromone receptor activity. NCBI's taxonomy places the organism in Eukaryota, Metazoa, Chordata, Mammalia, Rodentia, Chinchillidae. Gene Ontology annotation, biological process: G protein-coupled receptor signaling pathway. The record is from RefSeq and is a predicted model, not a curated record. The transcript has a single exon.